AUGUCUUACUAUCCUAAUGCCAAUUCCUCCUCUUUGGUCUUCCUCUUGACUGGUGUCCCUGGGCUUGAAGAUGCUCAUGUCUGGAUCUCCAUUCCUUUUUGCUGUCUCUACCUAACAGCCCUCUCAGGGAAUGGCAUGAUCUUAUUUGUGAUUAUCACUGAGUCAAGCCUCCAUGAACCAAUGUAUUAUUUUCUUUCCAUGCUGUCUACUACUGACCUGGGUUUGUGCAUUUCUACACUGGUCACUAUGCUGGGCAUAUUCUGGCUCAACACUAGAGAGAUAAGUUUUAAUGCCUGUGUGGCCCAGACGUUCUUCAUUCAACUCUUCACUGUGAUGGAAUCCUCAGUGCUUCUAGCCAUGGCCUUUGAUCGUUUUGUUGCCAUCUGCAACCCCCUGAGAUAUGCCACCAUCUUAACAGACUCCCGCAUCAUCAAAGUUUGGUUGGUGAUCCUCUUUAGAGGGACAAUAAUAUUAAUGCCUCUUGUAUUGCUUUUGAAACGCCUGUCCUUCUGUCGCAGCCGUGUGCUACACCAUUCCUAUUGCUUCCACCCUGACAUCAUCCAGCUAUCUUGUUCAGACAAUAAGAUCAACAGUGUGCUUGGACUAACUGCCCUCAUCAUCACUGCAGGGGUGGAUUCUGUCUUUAUCCUGCUGUCCUAUGUUCUGAUCAUUAAGACCGUCUUAAGCAUUGCCUCUCCAGAGGAGCGGCACAAGGCUUUUAGCACAUGCAUAUCCCACAUUGGUGCCGUAGCCAUCUUCUACAUCCCCCUAAUCAGCUUGUGCUUUGUCCACAGAUUUGGAAAACGAGCCCCUCCAUAUGUACACACACUAAUGGCAAAUGUGUACCUACUCAUUCCUCCUGUUAUGAAUCCUAUUAUCUAUAGUGUGAAGACCAAGCAGAUACGCAAAGCCAUUCACAAAGUUCUCCUUCCCAAGGGAAGCCAGAUUUGA
Trichosurus vulpecula (common brushtail) is the source of this 951-nucleotide messenger RNA. RefSeq names its product olfactory receptor 51F2-like. Gene Ontology annotation, cellular component: membrane. Gene Ontology annotation, molecular function: G protein-coupled receptor activity; olfactory receptor activity. Gene Ontology annotation, biological process: G protein-coupled receptor signaling pathway. The transcript has a single exon. The record is from RefSeq and is a predicted model, not a curated record. Lineage: Eukaryota; Metazoa; Chordata; Mammalia; Diprotodontia; Phalangeridae. Bases 1 to 951 code for a protein of 316 amino acids.